UGACCCCAGUGCCAGUUUGGAUCCGAACGCACACGGGACUGGUAGCAGCAGCAGCAGCAGCUCCAGCUACUAAGCAGCGAACACUACAAUCAACCGUCCGGGAUCCUGGGGGUUUCGGCAGUUCGACGCUGCGAUCAAUUGUCCCCACCCACCAGCCCCAGCCAGCGAUCGGAGGGAUCUGUUCUCCCUCGCGUGACUCGCGGUGCGCGCCGAUCGGUUGAAGUACUCCCUCCCGGAUGUGCGAGUCCUCCUGGAGUUCGGAGCUAAGUGUGGAAUAGAAAGUUUGUGUGUGCGUGUGUGUGUUUGUGUCUGAGUGUCUGUGGCUCUGUGCAGUGUCUUGUACGUGUGUUUGUGUGUGUGUGGUGGUGGUGGAAGCCGGAAGCAGCAGUACGUGGUCUCCUCAAGCGGGGAAGCGAUAGAUACCAGAGACCCGCUCCUCAGACAUCGCGCCGACAUCGCUCGGACCCCGCACCAUGCGAGCCCUCGCCGUGGCUCUCUUCGGAGCCGCCGUCUGUCUAGUGAACGCCCAGCAGAACAAGGAGGAGAAGGAGUUCAAGUGUCCGAUCGAGCAGGGCAACGGUAACUUUGCCGACCCGGUCACAUGCCGCCGAUUUUAUCAGUGCGUUGAUGGAUUUCCGUACCUAAAUCGCUGCCCAUCCGGUCUGUACUUCGAUGACAUCCAGAAGUACUGCACUUUCAAGGCGGAGGCGAAGUGUGGCCCACUAGCAGCAACACCGGCAGCGACAACCGAAUCGCCGAUCGAUCUUGCGAAAAAGUGUAACCCGGCGGAGUGUGAGCUGCCGUACUGCUACUGCAACAAGGACGGCACCCUGAUUCCGAAGGGGCUCGACCCAGAGGAGACGCCCCAGAUCAUACUGCUCACCUUCGACGGUGCCGUCAAUCUGAACAACUACGAACACUACCGGAAGGUGUUUAACGGCAAGCGCAAAAACCCGAACGGCUGCGACAUCAAGGGUACGUUCUUCAUCUCGCACGAGUACAGCAACUAUCAGCAGAUCCAGACGCUCGCGAACGAUGGGCACGAGAUCGCGGUCGAAACCAUCUCGCUCCAGAUGGGCCUGCAGGACAAGGGAUACGAGGAGUGGGUCGGCGAGAUGAUUGGCAUGCGGUCGAUCCUGAAGCACUUCUCCAACGUGUCGGCGAACGAGAUCAACGGAAUGCGCGCGCCGUUCCUGAAGCCUGGCCGCAACACCCAGUACAAGGUGAUCGAGGACUUUGGCUUCAUCUACGAUAGCUCGGUGAGCGUGCCGCCCAGCCCGAUCCCGGUCUGGCCGUACACGCUCGACUACAAGAUACCGCACGAGUGCAAGAGCGGCACCUGUCCGACCAAGUCGUUCCCGGGCAUCUGGGAGGUGCCGCUGAACGCGCACUUCGUCGAGAGCUACGAGGGCGGCCACUGCCCGUACAUGGACCAGUGCGUGCUGCACAAUCACGACGCGGAGGACGUGUUCGCCUGGCUGCAGGAGGACUUCGAGCGGUACUACUACCAGAACAAGGCACCGUACAUGAUGCCGUUCCACACGAACUGGUUCCAGAUCAAGGAGCUCGAGCGGGGCCUGCACAAGUUCCUCGACUGGACGCAAACGCUACCCGACGUAUGGUUCGUGACGAUCACGCAGGCCCUCACCUGGAUCACCGACCCGAAGACGAACAAGCAGCUCGGCGGGUACGAGCCGUGGAACUGCAAGAGCAAAUCGACCCAGACGCCGAAACCGUGCAACAUCUCGAACAAGUGUGCGCUCGCGUUCAAGGAGCCGACCUCGAACAUCAGCGACACGCGCUACAUGGAGACCUGCUUCGACUGUCCCGCCGUCUACCCGUGGCUGGGCGACUCGCACGGUUCCGGCAUCCCCGGCCGUGACAACUACAUCGACCAGUCGGAGGGCGGCGGUGCCAGUGCCGGCCGCGACCAGGGCGACGAGGAGGAGCAAAAGUAGUGGGGGUCUCCACCCCAACACCAGGCGGAGUGGACGCCUUUCGGGCCCUGCUGUCCCGGUAUUUUAGAUGUAACGAUAUUUUUUUUAACGAAAAUGCAAUCAUUCGAGCUCGAAACCAGCACGAGGAGGAAGGGGGCUUCGAUCAUGAAAAUGCAGGGGGGACUCGACUUUUAAUGGAGAGGUGUCCCAUCCCCGAAGCCGGAUGGAUUUUGGUUGACUUCCCGAUCGAUACAGAAACGUUAAAUAAACUCACACCAACAACUGUGGAAA
Anopheles arabiensis is the source of this 2228-nucleotide messenger RNA. RefSeq names its product chitin deacetylase 1 (gene Cda4). Lineage: Eukaryota; Metazoa; Arthropoda; Insecta; Diptera; Culicidae. The transcript is spliced from 7 exons. The coding region runs from base 474 to 1958 and encodes 494 amino acids. Gene Ontology annotation, molecular function: chitin binding. Gene Ontology annotation, biological process: carbohydrate metabolic process. Gene Ontology annotation, cellular component: extracellular region. The record is from RefSeq and is a predicted model, not a curated record.